Nothoprocta perdicaria is the source of this 1480-nucleotide messenger RNA. RefSeq names its product REST corepressor 3 (gene RCOR3). Gene Ontology annotation, molecular function: transcription corepressor activity. The record is from RefSeq and is a predicted model, not a curated record. Lineage: Eukaryota; Metazoa; Chordata; Aves; Tinamiformes; Tinamidae. Bases 34 to 1287 code for a protein of 417 amino acids. The transcript is spliced from 10 exons. Gene Ontology annotation, cellular component: histone deacetylase complex; transcription regulator complex. Gene Ontology annotation, biological process: negative regulation of DNA-templated transcription; regulation of transcription by RNA polymerase II.
CCGCGCUGCCCGGCGCGUGCUGCAGAUGUAGGAAUGAGGGUCGGCGCGGAAUACCAGGCGCGCAUCCCCGACUUCGAGCCCGGUGCUACAAAAUACACUGAUAAAGAUAAUGGAGGGAUGCUUGUAUGGUCUCCAUAUCAUAAUAUUCCAGAUGCCAAGUUGGAUGAAUAUAUUGCAAUAGCAAAAGAAAAACAUGGAUACAAUGUGGAACAGGCUCUCGGCAUGUUGUUCUGGCAUAAACACAACAUUGAGAAGUCCCUUGCGGAUCUCCCUAACUUCACUCCUUUCCCUGAUGAGUGGACAGUCGAAGAUAAGGUCCUAUUUGAGCAAGCGUUUAGCUUCCAUGGAAAGAGCUUUCACAGGAUUCAGCAAAUGCUUCCAGACAAGUCUAUUGCAAGCCUUGUAAAAUAUUACUAUUCUUGGAAAAAAACUCGCUCAAGGACAAGUUUGAUGGAUCGUCAGGCUCGAAAAUUAGCUAAUAGGAAUAAUCAAGGUGACAGUGAUGAUGAUGUAGAAGAAACUCAUCCAAUGGAUGGAAAUGAUAGUGAUUAUGAUCCCAAAAAAGAAGCCAAAAAGGAGGGCAAUAAUGAGCAACCCAUUCAGACCAGCAAAAUAGGGCUGGGUAGAAGAGAUUAUCAGAGCUUACAGCAUCGCCACCAUUCUCAGCGUUCCAAAUGCCGGCCACCAAAAGGCAUGUACCUGACCCAGGAAGAUGUGAUAGCAGUUUCCUGUAGCCCCAAUGCAGCCAACACAAUUCUUAGACAGCUGGAUAUGGAACUAAUCUCAUUAAAGCGACAGGUUCAAAAUGCUAAGCAAGUAAACAGUGCACUUAAACAGAAAAUGGAAGGCGGGAUUGAAGAAUUCAAACCUCCUGAGUCUAAUCAGAAAAUCAAUGCCCGUUGGACCACGGAAGAGCAGCUUCUUGCAGUACAAGGUGUCCGCAAAUAUGGUAAAGAUUUUCAAGCUAUUGCAGAUGUAAUUGGCAACAAGACUGUUGGCCAAGUGAAGAACUUCUUUGUAAACUACAGGCGUCGGUUUAACUUAGAGGAGGUAUUGCAGGAAUGGGAAGCGGAACAAGGAACCCUGGCUUCUAAUGGUGAUGCUUCUGCUUUAGGGGAGGACACAAAAAGUACUUCUAAUGUGCCAUCAGGAAAGAGCACUGAUGAAGAAGAUGAGGUGUGUUUUUGUGUACCAGAUCUAAGUAAGCAUGGAUUGAGGAAUAGCAUUGUAUUUAGUGAUUGUAAUGUACGGUUAACAACUGGUGUGGAGUGGCAAAGCACAUUCUAAAGAAUGAUGAUGAGCUUGCACAGAGCUUCAGCCAAUGCCGUUAAUCACCUGGGAACAGGACUGCACCUUUCAUAGCGAAUAUCCUGUUACUGUUACUGUUAAAAUACACUUCUUACUCUAGAAAGAAGGCUCUUGCUUCAUAAAUAUUUUUAGUUCUGCUGUCUAUGAUAUUUUGGUUGGUGAUUUCUUUUCA